AUGAUUGGAUUGGAGAAAAGCAGUCCUAUGAUUUGCUUUGAAAUAAAUGCUUUUAGAGAGGGUUAUUGCUCUAAUCAUGCAAUUGAUACCCUCAUUCCAGCCACGAUGAGCAGCAGCCCUGCACCUUGCAGUCGAUCCUGGUCCAUUAGCGAAGACUCCCUAAGAAGGUAUGUGCAGUUUGCGAGUGAAAGCUGUAUACAAGAGUUAUUGGCAGCUUCAGACACAAACAGAGGAAAUGGCAAUGAUGAAUGGAAGGUUCUAACUCUUGACAAUGGAGUGGAGAUAUCAAAACGCAGGUCAGGCUCACUCCACACCUUUCGCAGUCGUUGGGUUCUUAGAUCCGUCUCUCCCCAACAGUUCAUCACAGUGGCCAAUGCCAUUGAUGCUGCAAAGCAAUGGGAUUCUGAUCUGGUUGAAGCCAGGUACAUAAAAGAUCUUGAAGUCAACCUCAGCAUAAUUCGCCUCAGGUUUGGAGAUAACUCAAAGCCUCUCUUCAGGAAUAGGGAAUUCAUUGUCUAUGAACGCCGUGAAACCAUGGAAGAUGGCACCUUGGUGGUAGCAGUUGCUUCACUGCCAAAGGAAAUAGCUGCAGGGUUACAUCCGAAGCAAAGUAAUGCAAUCAGAGGACUGUUGCUUCAGUCAGGGUGGGUGGUGGAGAAGCUUGAAAAUGAUUCAUGUGUGGUCACUUACGUUGUUCAGUUGGAUCCUGCAGGAUGGCUGCCAAAGUGCUUUGUGAAUCGAUUUAACACCAAACUAGUUAUGAUCAUUGAAAACCUUAAAAACUUAGCUCAAGCAUGUCCUAGUGAAGGUGAAAUUUGA
This is a messenger RNA of Sphenostylis stenocarpa, 819 nucleotides long. The record is from the annotation of a GenBank genome assembly. NCBI's taxonomy places the organism in Eukaryota, Viridiplantae, Streptophyta, Magnoliopsida, Fabales, Fabaceae.